UCUGAGUGUUUAGAGGUUUAAGACUCAUUAUCUCAUCAGCCUUGCUAUUUUUGACUUCUACAAACACAUGGGCUUGCCCACAUAGGUGGCCUGGCGGAAACCCAUUUGUCAUCAUCCGUCUCCUUGUCCCCGGCGCGGACGUCAUCCGCGCGGCGGCAUAUAAAAGACUGAGAACAAGUUGGAUUACGCAGGUAACAUCAAGUGCAAGAGAAGCAGUAUGACCUACAAGGUAGCGCUUACCGGAACAACUGGCAAACUCGGUGGUGCAGUUCUUCGUUCGAUAUGCGAAAACAAAUUGAUUGCUCCAUCUCAGCUCGUGAUCGCAACAUCGUCCGAUCCAUCUCAUUCCCGCUGGGAUGACCUGAGGGUGCAAGGUGCAAGCAUCCGCUCCGCAAAUUUCGACGAUCCUUCCUCCAUGGUAGCUGCCUUUCAGGGUUGCGAUCGUGUCUUCAUUGUAUCUUCUACCGUCAUUAGCCUUGACUUUCAUGAUUGUGCGGAGGGCGGAAGAGAGAGGCACCAUAUCGCGGCUAUCGAUGCGGCUCGGGCAGCAGGUGUCAAACACAUCUACUAUACGUCACUGGGAUUCGCGGACCGGUCCAAAAGCGAGGUCAUGCGUGCCCACUUGGUCACGGAGAAGUAUCUCCAGGACAAAGUCAAUGACACUCGUUGGACAAUUCUCCGCGAAGGCCUUUACAACGAAUCCUGGCCCCUGUACCUUGGACAUUGGAAUAUUGGUAAUGAUCAAAGGGCGGUCGUGAAGAUCGCUGGGGAUGGCAAGAUCAAUUGGACCAGCAUACCUGAUCUCGGUCUUGCCAACGCAUCGAUCAUUGUCGACGAUUCCCUGAGGUGGAACCACAAGAUAGUUACCUUGUCGGCGAUGAAUUCUCAUACCCUCGCCGAAGUCGCAGAGAUGGUUUCCAGUUCACUCGGCCGGGAGCUCAGAGUGGAAAUCGUGUCUAGGAACGAGCACGAACAAUACUAUAUCGAUGAACAAGGGGAAGAUGAAGGAAUGAUCAAAUGGUGGUCAAGGACGUAUGACGCGCUGCCGGACGGCGAGUGCGAGAAAUUUGACAACACGUUUGUUCAACUUCUGCGUCCGUUUGGUAGAGGGCCAAAGCCGAUGCAGGAAACAGUGGCCGAAAUGCUGAAAUGAAGUCGAUCGUGUAUCAAUAACUAGAAACGGACCAUGUUUUUAGAAACAAGAAAGAGUAACAUGUCGCCUUGGUAUCGCCGACAGUAGUACUCCGCUCACUCGGAUACUGUGGUGGUAGGAAGCACUCUUGAGCUCCAUGUUACAUUACACUUGACUUAUGCCGGCGGAGAAAAUCGGGCCUCUCCUUGGAUACGGCUACCCACGACAUUGAUCUGCCGCAUGACUUGUACCCGUCCUACGCACUUCGGAGUUGUCACUUCGGAGUUGUCACUUCGGAGGUUACAACUCCGAAGUGCCUGGGACGGGUAAACGACAGUUCCUUAGAUGCGACUUACUAAUGCCGCUCCAAAAAUCGAGCACUGCACUUCAUUGGUUGCUGCUUAUUAAUGCUACGCCCUGUGGUGGCCGAAACUUGCCCAGCUUGUACAUUCGUGGAGCUAG
This is a messenger RNA of Pseudovirgaria hyperparasitica, 1594 nucleotides long. RefSeq names its product NAD(P)-binding protein. The record is from RefSeq and is a predicted model, not a curated record. The transcript is spliced from 2 exons. The coding region runs from base 218 to 1153 and encodes 311 amino acids. Lineage: Eukaryota; Fungi; Ascomycota; Dothideomycetes; Acrospermales; Acrospermaceae.